Messenger RNA from Coregonus clupeaformis (lake whitefish), 2239 nucleotides. RefSeq names its product ETS1-related protein. Gene Ontology annotation, cellular component: nucleus. Lineage: Eukaryota; Metazoa; Chordata; Actinopteri; Salmoniformes; Salmonidae. Bases 323 to 1525 code for a protein of 400 amino acids. Gene Ontology annotation, molecular function: sequence-specific DNA binding; DNA-binding transcription factor activity, RNA polymerase II-specific. The record is from RefSeq and is a predicted model, not a curated record. Gene Ontology annotation, biological process: regulation of transcription by RNA polymerase II; cell differentiation. The transcript is spliced from 8 exons.
GGAGUAAGAUAGCCAAUUGGGCAUGCAAUGUUGAUUAGAUUUUCGGCGCUCAAUUGACCAUUUUAUGAUAGAUUUUUUGUGAAUGAGUGUGUGUGUCUGGCUACCAAAUCUGUGUUCGUGAGUCGUGGCUGACGUCACAGCCAGUUAAACCGCAGUUUUUUGGGACCGGGGAGUCACGAAGCAAGAGGACACAUUCCUUUGCGCCGGGGAGCAGGCACGCCCCUCCAAGAUCCGCUGCUUUAUAACGGGACUGGGCCGGGCAGAGGGAGACAACACAAUUGUAACUCUGAACUCCAAGUGGACACAACUGUUCCCGUCAAAGAUGUACUGGGAUACCAUCCUGAAAUCCAACGAGAGAAACAUAGACACCAAAGACUCUAAAAUAAAGAUGGAGAUGUACCAAGCUGGAUAUUUUAUGGAAGACUUCAGGACACAGGAAGUCCCUGCUGGUUUUGACUUUGCAUCAUAUGACUACAGUGAUGAAGACCUGUCUUUUCUAUUAGACGGUAAAAGACCUGGGCAGCAGCAGUAUCCAGAGAGUUACGGUGAGCCGCAGAAGAAUCCACUUCCGUACGACAACAAAGUAACCUCCAGUGACUCUGUCCUGUUCAACCUGGAUUCAUACCCAGAGUUUAACUGUUGGGCGUCAUACCCAAGUGAUGGGCUGACUUUGGACCAGUGUCAAGUGGGGUUCCAGGAUUCCACCCAGACUUACCACAGCCUUGUACCCCUGUGUUCCCCAGCCCAGAGUGGACAGUUCAGCCCAGGCAUGGAGGAUGCCAGCACCAGCAACUCCUUCCUCGCUGGAAAAGGAACGAGCCACAGAGGGACCCCCAGCACUGUCAGCCUGGACCACCUCGGUGAAGCUGAGCAAAGCCACUCAGGUGGAAAACUGUACGACUCAGAAGCACAGAAGAGGUCCCCCUCCUUCUGGCCGGACUACCCCUCUCCCAGCUAUGGCGCACCCCUGCCGCCUCCUCACCACCCUCCAUCUUGUUCCUCAAUCCCUGGACCACAGCAGCCCUCAGAGCAGUACUGCCACCGUGUGGCCAAACGCAAAAGUACACACUCCCAAAGACCGGAGAGGGAAGGAGGACAAGUGAUGGGAAUGUCAGUUUAUCCAGGGUCAGGGCCCAUCCAAUUGUGGCAGUUCUUACUGGAGCUGCUUUUAGACUCCGCCUGCUGUACCUUCAUCUGCUGGACAGGAGACGGCUGGGAGUUUAAGAUGUCAGACCCAGCAGAGGUGGCCAAGCGUUGGGGCCAGUGUAAGAACAAGCCCAAGAUGAACUACGAGAAGCUGAGCCGCGGCCUGCGUUACUACUACCACAAGAACAUCAUCCACAAAACGACAGGCAAGCGCUACGUCUACCGCUUCGUAUGCGAUGUGCAAGGGAUGCUGGGAAAGACGGCACAUGAGGUCCUGGCCAGCCUGAACAUUUUACCCAUGGGUACAGAGUCAUCCUGGCAAGGCCAGGGGGCACCAGUAUCAUCACCAGAGUCCAGCGAAGCAUGGGCGUCGCAGUAGGGGGAGUGUACCAGCAGCACUGGUUCUUAUUGGUGCUAUUGGCUCUUGAUACUGUUAUUGCUACAUCACUAGAAAUAUGCUAUGUAGAACAAACAUACCUCUUUGACAUGUAGAAAAGGAAUCAAGUCGGCUCUAUUCAUGGCAUUUCUAUCUGCGGUGUUAGACAACGUUUGGUGUAACACUUUUAUUACCAAGUGAUACAGUUCUAGCCAUAGCUGCGGGAAGUAGGGGUGCACCACCGCCUGAAAAAUCAGAAUAAAAAAAUUCUGUAGUAGCCUUCAAUUUGAUUUGGUUUUAGUGUAUGACUUACCUCCUAUAAACCACAUGACUUAUUAACAUCAACAGAAUAAGCGCUCAAUGAAACUGUAAGCCGAGCUGUCUCCAAUACUGAUGCUCUUUAUGGUAAUGACAUGGAUAGUGAUUAACAGCCCCCCUCCAUCCUCAAGUACUUCGUGCCCCCUCUAAAAUAAUGGGUUCAUGACGCCCCUGCUUACCACACAUGCUGUUGAACAAUGUUUGACAUUAACUUUGGCUAUGAGGAUCUGUUUGUUUUUAUACCCUUACAUAUCUACCUCUUUUAUUGCUGACAAAAUAAAGCGAAGAGGGACAAUGCUUGUUCUGUUGAAUAUAAUGUGUGUGAUUUACAUGAUUUAGGGAACAAUGUUGUUUGUAAAAUGAUUGUAAAUAAACUGUACAUAAGUAGAAAAAAAGUAA